AUGGACUCUAAUCUGUUAAUUAUAAAGAUUCAAAAGAAAACACUUCCAUCAGGCCCUGUUGCUUAUGAAUGUCACACUUGUGGUGAAGAAUUUGAUUCUAAAAGUAAACUUCACAUUCAUUUAAAACAAAGUGGGCAUGCGAUAAUUAAAAGUGUUAUUAAUCCUCCAGUAAAUAGUGGAACAAAUAAAAAAGCAGAAAUGAAAAAAUCCAAGAAAAAGUGAUAAUUUAAUUAGAUUUACUUGUCUUUUUUCCCCAUUUACUAUUUUAUUUUUUGUGGGCUUUUCUCUGUAUAUUAGG
Messenger RNA from Meloidogyne enterolobii, 298 nucleotides. The record is from the annotation of a GenBank genome assembly. Lineage: Eukaryota; Metazoa; Nematoda; Chromadorea; Rhabditida; Meloidogynidae.